Vicia villosa (hairy vetch) is the source of this 3042-nucleotide messenger RNA. RefSeq lists its product as uncharacterized. The coding region runs from base 1 to 3042 and encodes 1013 amino acids. Lineage: Eukaryota; Viridiplantae; Streptophyta; Magnoliopsida; Fabales; Fabaceae. The record is from RefSeq and is a predicted model, not a curated record. The transcript is spliced from 4 exons. Gene Ontology annotation, molecular function: zinc ion binding.
AUGGCGAAAUCGAAGAACACGAAGACGAGCAAGAUGAAGACGAGUCAGCCAAAGAAGACGGCGCGGUCAAGCAAGACGACACAGUCAAGCCAGAGUGAGAAGACGACUCAGUCAAGCCAUUCAACGAAGAAAACCAAUGCUGUGAACAGGGACGAACCUGUAGAAGAAGAAGUUAUUGAAGAUGGCAAGAAUAUGCAUUUAAUCAGUAUUGUUUUCAAUCAUGGAGGGGAAUUUGUGAGCAUGGGUGACGGGGAUAUGAUAUACAGGGGUGGGGUAACGACACAUGUAACUGACAUUCACAUUGACAACUUUACCAUGAGUUGCGUUAACAAGUUGUUGAAUGAGUGGGGUUACAGUGAAGGCACAUUUAGGGUAUGGACAAAGGUUCCUGAAAUUGAUCCCAACUUUUUCCAAAUUAGGAAAGAUGAUGACUGUUAUGAUGUAGGUGCAUUUUCUUAUGCCAAUGAAGUAGAUGGUGUAAUGUAUGUAGAGCACGAUGUAGUAGAUGUCUCAUUUUCAGUUGUUAGUCCUAGAUGUGUUAAUGAAAUAGCAGUUCAGGAUCAUAGUGAUGAAGAAGGAGUGGAAGGAUUAGGAGAUAGUGAGGAUGAACGUGCCACUGGGUUGGAUGAUGGGUUUGAAGGUGUAGAUGUGUCUGUACCUAGGAAGGAAGCUCCUUCCCUAUCAGAUGUUAUGAGGGGUUCAGAAAAGAAAGAAAUGGAAGAUGGAGAUGAAUAUCUUACUGAUGAGUUAGACAGCUCAGACCCUGAUUUAUCAGAUGAGGACAAGGGUCACAAGUUUGAAAAGUUCAAAAAGGAGCAUUUUAAUAAGAAUUUUAAAUUUGAGUGGGGUAUGGAAUUUAAUUCCCUUGAUGAGUUUAGAGAAGCUAUACGUGAGUGGUCAGUAUUAAAUGGUAGGGAAAUAAAGUUUGUGAAAAACGAGAGCUACAGGGUUAGGGUGGAAUGUAGGGCCAAAUGUGGAUUUUUAAUACUUUGUUCAAAGGUGGGCCACAAACAUACUUUUGCUAUAAAAACCAUAGUUGAUAAGCACACAUGUGCUAGGGUUCUAGACAAUAUAUCUGCAAGCUCAAGGUGGGUGGCCAAAGCUGUGGUAAAAAAGAUGCAAACAUCACAAAGUGUUAGGAUUACUGACAUCAUUCAAGACUUGAGGCAGAAUUUUUCUGUGGGCAUCACUGUUGCAAGGGCAUGGAAGGCAAAGCUCAUAGCCAAGAGGAUACUUGAGGGAGAUGCAGAUAGGCAAUAUGCUGAUUUGAGGAGGUAUGCAUCUGAGCUACAUAGAGUUAACCCUGGAAAUACUGUGAGUAUCACUGUCAACAGACCUAUUCCAACCAUACAACCAAGAUUUGGAUCCUUUUACUUUUGUUUUGAUGGUUGCAAAAAGGGGUUCAGUAAUGGAUGCAGACCCUUCAUUGGGGUAGAUGGCUGUCACUUGAAAACAAAAUAUGGUGGUCAGUUGCUAAUUGCUGUGGGUAGGGACCCCAAUGACCAGUAUUUCCCUCUAGCAUUUGGAGUUGUUGAAAUAGAGAACAAGGAAACUUGGAAAUGGUUUAUUGAUUUGCUGAUGGGUGACAUUGGGCAGGACAACAAAUAUGUCUUUAUAUCUGACCAACAAAAGGGGUUGGUAUCAGUUUUUGAAGACAUGGGUGAAAGGGUGGAACACAGACUGUGUUUGAGACAUUUAUAUGCUAACUUCAAAAAGAAAUUUGGUGGAGGAGCAUUGAUAAGGGACUUGAUGAUGGGGGCAGCAAAAUCAACAUACUAUCAAGGAUGGCUGACAAAGAUGAAUGAGUUAAAAGAACUUGAUCCAAAGGCAUGGAGUUGGCUUAUGGGAGUUCAACCAAAAAGCUGGUGUAAGCAUGCCUUUAAUUUUUUCCCAAAAUGUGAUGUUCUAAUGAACAACAUUUCUGAAUCUUUCAAUGCAACAAUAUUAGAUGCUAGGGAUAAGCCAAUUCUGACCAUGUGUGAAUGGAUCAGAAAGUAUUUAAUGAAUAGGUGCUCAACAUCUGCUUUGAAGUUAGAAAAAUGGCCACAUAAGGUCAUGCCCAUACCUAGGAAAAGAUUAGACAAGGAGGUUGCAUUGAGUGCUCAUUGGCUGCCUACUUGGGCAAUGAAUGAACAGUUUCAGGUCACACAUUCUUUCAAUACACAAGAGUUUAUAGUGGAUAUUUCAAAAAAGUCAUGCAGUUGUAACUUUUGGGAGCUGGUGGGCAUUCCCUGUAGGCAUGCUGUAGCAGCAUUGGGAUUUAGACAACAAAAUCCUGAGGAUUUUGUGGAUGAGUGUUACUCUAGAGAGAGGUAUAAGUUAUGUUAUAAUUAUGCUAUUAGUCCAAUUAAUGGCCGGGAUAUGUGGCCUGAGGUAGAAUCGGAUGAAUUGUUGCCACCAAUCUUUAAAAAGGGUCCAGGGAGGCCUAGAAAGCUCAGGAUUAGAGAGACUGGUGAGGAUGGGGCUAGAAGAAGAUUGCCAGGAGUCUCUUACAGGUGUACAACAUGUGAUAAGUUUGGGCAUAAUGCACAGACUUGUAAAAGCUCAGUUCAGGAUGAAAAUGCUCUUAAGAGAAAGAAAAAGGUGAAGACAACUGAAUCAACUGAAACAACUCAACAUGUAGAUGGUGAAGGUUCUACUCAAAAUGCUGCAAACCAUACUGCAACACAGGCAAGUGGAGUUGACCCUACUGAUGCAACACAGGCAAGUGAAGUGGACCCUACUGAUGCAACACAGGCAAGUGGAGUUAUCCCAACUGAUCCAGCUCAGACUGAUUAUUUUGAUGGGAUUUCUGAUGAUAUCAUAACAAGCCUACCAGACAUCACCACUGCACAGAAUUAUAAAGAGGCCACCAAGAAAAAGAAAGCAGUUAAAGAGCUCAAGCCAAUGAGAAAGAGGUCAAGUGAAAGAAUCAAGAUUAAUUGGUUUAAAAAACCAAAACCAUUUACAGGGCCAGGUUCCAAUAGUGACCAACCAAUGUCAUUGACAAAUGAAGAGGAGGGUAGUGGAUCAAAGAAGUCAAACAAGAAAGCAAAGAAAUAG